This is a messenger RNA of Durusdinium trenchii, 6332 nucleotides long. The record is from the annotation of a GenBank genome assembly. Lineage: Eukaryota; Dinophyceae; Suessiales; Symbiodiniaceae.
GGUGACUCAACGGACCACUUAGUUUGGCGUUCGGACCGCUUUGCCUUCGGAAAACGCAGAACGAAGCGAGGUGGUGCACACCGAUGCGACACCCGUGUUCACUCGCUCAGACGCCCACCUGUAGGUCAACGACAAGGGACCUUGACGGUCUUCAUCGGAAGAUCCCUGCCACAUCCACGGGGGAAAAGCGCCAGUGCUCUGCAAAUCAUUGCAUGAUGAUAUUGUAGUUCAUGGUUUGGGACUGUGAGAAUGCCCAGAACUCCUUUUGGUAGUUUGCUCAUGCAAACGAGCCGGAUCUUCGACGGCCUUGCCUUUCUUUUGCUUUUCUUGGUGUCUCCAGGACAUCAAGACUCAGAAGUCAGUGCUUUGGAGCAGAAGCAGAUGUGAGUUAUGUUUGACGCCAAGAUUGACAUUUUCAACAUCAUGCUUAGCCCAGCACACAGCAGCAUGACCAGUGUUUGCAUGCAACAAAGCUGCUGCUGCUACUGUGACAUUUCCUUGUAAGAGCCAGUGCUCUUUUUGUUCAGUGUCAUGGCUUGUGUUUGGGCAAGGACAAAGGACAAAGCUGCUCAAAGCUGCUUUGCUCGCCCUUUCAUUGUUGGUGCAGGUGUCCGUUGUAUGUGGAAAGACUGUAGAAAGUUCUGGUGUUCAGCUUUGUUGAAAAAUGUACCGGUCCAGUGCGGGUGAGGUCUUGGUCAGACUACUUGCAACCACUUUGCUCGGGCAGCUCUCCGAGUACUUGAUUUCUGAUGACAGCUUCGCAAUCUCUUUCCAUCCAAGAGUGCUUUCUCCCUUCGAGCUUUUGGCCUCGACUGAGACGAGGUGCCUCAUAAACCCUUUGCAGAUCCGAGUCGCCUGUGCAAGUCAAGAAGAUCGCGUCAAGCGCCGGUUGUUUGAAAAGCGCAGUUCUUGAGCCACAGCAUAUUGGAUGUGACUGUAGCCUGGGUGUUAAACAACAAGACAGCUGCAGUGACUUUGUACCUCAAACGCAAAUGUGUUUCUGAUUGACCCCAAAUUGAAUUCAUCCCGAUGGCCUGGUGUAGCCAGUAGGCGUGAAACCUACUGCAAGCAUUUGUCCAAGCAGUUCUGAGUAGACUCAGCUUAGCUGUUGGCAAAGGUUGCUUUCUGAAGCUUCAAAUGAUGAUCUGAAUCAGCAGCGUUUGCUAGUACAGCACCAUUGCCUAUGCAGUCAAUAGAACAAUCCGAAUCUUCUUACGGCUACAUCGAAUGGGCUUGACCUGCGUUUUAGUUCGGGCAGUGCUUUGCCACUGCUCCUGGUGGCUCCGGCCUGACAGCCAACCUGAUUCAAAUGGGCUUGCGUGAUUCGUUUCUCGCAUCAGUCAUGGCAUCGGCUUAGACUUGCGCUGUGCAGCAGGGUGUUGACAAUCACAAUGCUGUUUUUGGUUCGAGAUGCAAAGUACACUCCACAAAAUUUUCAAAAUUGCAUAACAUGUACAAAAAGUGAUAGAGUACCCCCGUAGAGGAAAGCCCAUGUCCAAACCAGCUCUGGCAGUUCCUCAUUGUGAAAAUCACCUUUGCUUUGUUUUGUGCACGAUUUGGCUGGCACGAAGCCUUUUGUUUUCCCAGCACUGCCGGUAACGGUAUCACAGGUGCAGAUUUGGUCACAAGGUUCCCACAAUUGCACUACAGUCUUUUUGAUGCCGUGAUGCACAACUCAAAUGUGUUUUCUAAAGGAAGCUGAAUUUGUCUCCCUCCAGGCCCAAUGCUCAGACUUUCUGUUUGAGGAAGCAAUGCUUGGAUAAUCUUGGAUAUUUAGGUAUCUCACUCUAGAUUUGUAGGUUAGCCUAGGCUAAACACGGCCAAAGCCAGAGGCAAAGCUGCCGUAAUUGCGUUCAUGUAUUUGUCGUAUUAUUUGCCGCAACACCCCAAGCGCUCAUUUAGACCAAGCUUAAACGUAAAGCUGCAGGGUGUUGAUUCAGGAACGAGGUCUUGGUCAGACUACUGCUUGCAACCACUUUGCUCGGGCAGCUCUCCGAGUACUUGAUUUCUGAUGACAGCUUCGCAUUGACUUAAUCCAAGAGUGCUUUCUCCCUUCGAGCUUUUAGCCUCGACUGAGACGAGGUGCCUAUAUAUAACCUCUUUGGGGGGGGGCUGAGCACUGCACAGGUGCCUCCCAAAGACAUGAGCCUUUAUCUUUGGCGCGCAUGUUUGUUGCCAGGGCAGACCCAUGUCCUGAACGCUUUUUCAGGCAGUCACCGGUGUUCCUUCAUGGAGAUAGAACUAUUGCAGUGACUGCUUGGUCAUUUGAUUCCCAUGUCCAACUCUCUGACACUAUGACAGACAGCAGUGCCUUUGUCAAAUGUUUAAGCCACACAUAUUUGUUCCCGCGCACGUGCUUGGAAUGGAAGGAGCUUGGAGGACAUGAGUCGAAUUGGUUUAGGUUGGGGUACGGCAGCGUGGAUAUGUUCUUGGGUCCAGCACAAACUGUUACUUAACGCCACUGGCAGAUCUCAGCACAUGAGACGCUGCCCUUGUUUUUUGCGCAAAACAGGCAUUUCUGACCAGAAUGCACAGCAGCUUUCCCGCGCUAACUUGAUGACAAACUUUCUUCAUGGCCUCUUACUCACAACGCUUUGAAGUUCGCCUGGCAGACACAAGUGUGGCCAGAAAGUCUAGGAAAGCUUGUCCGAACUCAACGCAGUCGGCCCGAGACGCUCUGGUGUUUGUCGAGUGAAGUUCGACCGCUGCUGAAGCCCCAGCGAGUUUGUGUUUGGUGCAAGCGCCGGUUCCUGAACGGAUCCGUCUCGAAAGAGAGAUGUCGUGACCGUCAAACAAUUAGACAGUCCUUUAGGAGUCGUCUUUUGCCGGGAUUCUCAUGAGGCUGAUCUUGCUUUCAGGGGUGGCAAAGCUUCUUUGGUGAUUCAGACUUCUUGUCAUUCAACAACGUCAGACACCACUUCUCCAUUUGUGCCUACCCGGCGAUCAAGAACCAGUGCUCGGCCCUCGGCGAAGCGGACGAAAGGGACAUGUGAAUGUCAACACCCUACGAUUUCCCCGCCCUUUUCAACUCCAUGCCUGCGAACCGCGCAGCGUAGGCGACCCAGCAGUGUAUAGGCACUUUACCUUUAACAAAAACACGGCUGAAAUGAAGAUCUGAUCUGGGCUUUUUCGUGAGGUCAAAAUCAAGCGAGCUGGUUGGUCCAGGACCCUAAGUGGGCACUCUCUUGGGUACACCAAGGCUCUCACAUGCUCUCACUAAUUUGGCACUAAUUUGGCAUGCAGAGGGGGGCUGUGGGGGGGCAGGCAGGGCUGUUCUCAGCCAGCUUGCCCACGCCGGCCGAAGAUCGUCGAAAGCGAGGUGACGCUUUCGACGAGGUUUCCGGAUCAUUUCCAGUCGCCUUCACCAGAAGGGUUCCGAUUGCGCUUGAUUCAUUGGUUGUUUCUUUCGGGUCUUCCAACCGAUAUACUCAUUGAUACUGGGCCGUCAUCAAAUCGAGACAGUUGUCACACAGCAAGUUGCUGAAGAAAGAGCUGCGCAACACGUUCUCGUUGACUACACUUGGCUGGCUUGAGGCGGCACUUCCACAGCUCCCCAGAAUUCUUGUUGAUCUAGUUGUAGGAGGCCGUUGAGUGCUCAGAGUCUCUCUGAUUUCAAGCAUCCAAGCUUUGCUUUGCGGUCUGAAGAAGUCCUCAAGCGCACCCGGCAUGCUGCAAGGUGUUCGAGGUGCUAGGCGCUGCUAGGCUUGGGCAGAGUAUGACUUUGUCUUUGUCAUAUUAGCAACCUUAGCUUGCCCACCCCUAUGCUUGCGCGCCUCGGACCAGUGGUGGCAAGGACACUAACAUUCUCCACGCCUUACAGUUUAAUGCUAUGCCGACUCAGUCUUUUCCAUCUAUCACGCGCUAUUUGACUUGGGCGAAAAACACAGCAGAGUGGGGCAAACUCACCCAAAUAAAGCUGCACCAUAUUCUACCCUCAAACGUCGCCAGCUUCUUCAUUUGCCAAUCUUCUUAGGCUCUCACUUGAGCGAAGCCAAGAUCCUGUCGGGUGAAGAACAAGGUAGAAAAAGGAACAUAACAUGCCAUAGACCUUGGUUUUUGCGCACAUGCUAGUGGUGAAUGCUGUCCACUGCCUUUGCUAUGGGCAUUGCAGGAUUUCGGUUUAGCACUGCCUGCCACAUCAUACACUUAGCUUUCUCCCUGGCCCACUCCAUUAUUGUGGGAGACUGGGCCCAGUUGGCAGGGAGUGAAGGAAGAUCCAGAUCUACCUCACGAAGAGCGAAUGAUGUGAGGCUUCUGCCCGAGAUGAAAUUUAACAAUAGUUGACACAUGCAUGACAGUCACCGCCCCAUUUAUUUUCAUAGGAAGGUAGCGAACGUGGAUGGACUGGUGGCAGUCAACAAAUUCCUGGUUGAUGAUACACCGCUUUAGGCAUAUCAAGACAAUGGAUUGGGCUUUAAAUUCAUGUUUCUGGAAGCAGAGCCUCAAGUUGGUGCGGAACGCCAGAAAUUUGCCGCAAAGAUUGUCCAUGGUUUUUGUGGCAGCAAUGCAUCACAUGGCUAGACCUUCCAACCCAAACUGUCUACUGUACCUUGCCUCUUGGGAACACAUCGACCGGAGCUGGGCAGAGUUUCCCCUCACGGCAGCUGAAGCUUCCAUGCGAAGCUGUAGACUGGCAGGCUCAAAUGGCUUUUGUUCAGUUCCACUUUGUCUUUCAGUGCUUUUGGUAGCACCACCUGCACAGUGAGCAGUUGCUUGGCUAUUUUGAGAUCUCCUUCAGGCUGAGUUGCCUGGAAUGGCUUCCAUGCCAUCACUAAGACUGUAGUUGCUUCACGGCGGCUGUAUCCACUUGGCAGCCUAACCUGGUUGAACUGUGAUUGCGUCCAUACAGAGAAGGCUUUUGCGUGAAGCUUCCCAAGUCUUCUCUUUGACAGGAGGAACAGUGCUCUGCCAGCGUGCGAUUCCUUUCAGACUUGGAGGGGUGAAAGACGGCACGUUGAUACAUGACAGCCCUGUCUUCCAUGGUUUCCAGGCUCGAAAGGUACAUUCUCUUCAAAAGAGGCCGUGAUCUACUAGCGAUGGCGCCUCCCCCUAAGAGCGAUGGCCUCCAACCUAAGAACCUAAGAGUGAUGGCCUCCAACCAAACUUUUAAGCAUUGUUAUCUUUCCGCCGAUCUCAAGUGGAAUUGGCUUGCCACCCAGCAGACUGUGUCGUUGGCGCUUCGACACCUCUCCACCAUGGGAAGUCCAGGCACGAGCCCAAUCUUUCCGAUGUUUCAUUCAUGUUGCAUUCAUGUCCUUUCCUUUCAGGCGAAGUUCGAAGAGGCCAGCCUCAGGUGUGCCAUGGGUGUGCCUGAUGGUCCCAAGCCUUCCCGAUGGACCCCCAGGGCGAUCGGUGUUUCACGCGGGCCACUUCCUCUCUUUUUUUCCAGAGCCAUAUUUUUGGGCGGACCUUCCCCGAAUGAAGCCAAACGAGCCAAACAGGUGCAACGGACAACUUUCCAAACAGGGUUUACUGGUAAUAGCCUUCAAGUCAGCGCCAGUGCAGAGUGAUACACUUCCCACCUUUUAUAGUGACUUUCUUCCUCGUUACGGACAUGGAAAAAACAUCAGAACGAUUGCAGUCCCUCAACCAUUGGUGGAUGUGUAUGAGGUUCCACCCCACAAGGUUCCACCUGGCCAACUUGCAAGCCAUGGUAGCGAGACUUGAAGAUGAACGUGUGCGAAAGAAUCUGUUAGCUUAAUUCUGCCAUGCACUGCAUGACCUUCUUGUUUGCUAAUUGGGAUUGGCACUGGCUUCAAAGGAGGCUCCCCAAAAACCCAGGCACAGAGACCGGAAUCAAGAAAACGAAGGUGUAGGUGUUGGUUGUCCUCAGUGCAUUUUUUGCAUGUAAACAAAUGAGCAAAAGCUGGUUGUCGCACCUAGUUUGUUGAUGUUUUCGUGAAUGAGCCAUGAGACGACCAACAGGUGCCAGGGUCAGAAAACACGUGGGCCUUGGGGUGCCUUAAGUUGUGAAUGUUGCAUAUGUUUGUUGUUUGCAACACGAAUAGUCUUGGAUGCCCAAGGGUUUCACACCCUUUGUUCAAGUAAAUAGAUAAAUGCUUUUCAACAAUUAUAGUUGUAAGAGAAAAACAAAUAUAUAUAUAUAUAUGUAUAUAUAUAUUAUAUUUCAUGUUACACAUUAUAUAUUAAUAUACAUACAUACUCUUCCCAUACUCGGCCCUCACUGAAGCAGGUCAGAUGACUGGGACCUUUGACCAAACAGUGCUGUCAAGAACUACUUCUAUGCCAUGGGCUGUGCCACUUGCAGCGUGAACGAAGGGAAUCACCACAUGAGAUUGUGCCCGAGAUCUGAGAUUUGUGCCCUUUCUUGG